This is a messenger RNA of Papaver somniferum (opium poppy), 543 nucleotides long. RefSeq names its product glutamic acid-rich protein-like. The record is from RefSeq and is a predicted model, not a curated record. NCBI's taxonomy places the organism in Eukaryota, Viridiplantae, Streptophyta, Magnoliopsida, Ranunculales, Papaveraceae. Bases 1 to 543 code for a protein of 180 amino acids. The transcript has a single exon.
AUGGUGAAUUCCAGUAGCAGCGAUUAUGAUUAUAGUUGUUCCUCCAGAUCUUCCGACGAGGAUUUCAAAGCUUUUGCAGCCAAAUCGAGAACUAAGACAAAUCACGCUCAGGGGGAAAAGCCUAACAUUCCCCUUAAUGACCGGAGAGUCACUUAUGCUGAGAUUAUGAAGAGAAAAUCCGAGGAUGAUGAGGCGGACGACCGUCGGCGUAAAAAGGAUCAAACCCGACGCCUAAUACUAGCAGCUAAAGAAAGACGUCGAUUUGCUGAAGGUGUACCUUCCGACUCUGAUGCUUCAGAAGAUGAACCGUUGUGGGUGCCACGGGAUCGCAAGAUUAAGCCAGAUCGUCGUACCAAAGAACUCAGAGAGAUUGCGAAACGAGUCGAGGAUGAGGCGGAAGAGAACUCGGACUCGGACGAUCCUAAUAUCCAUCUAUACUUCAUCAAUGGCCCUGAUAAUGACUCCGACGGAGAAGAGGAUUCUGAGAAGGAUAAUGAUGAUGAAUCUGAUAAAUCCGACAACUCGGAUGAAUCUGAUGAGUAG